This is a messenger RNA of Wallemia mellicola CBS 633.66, 1312 nucleotides long. RefSeq lists its product as hypothetical. Gene Ontology annotation, molecular function: L-allo-threonine aldolase activity. The record is from RefSeq and is a predicted model, not a curated record. The transcript is spliced from 4 exons. Gene Ontology annotation, cellular component: cytosol. Bases 229 to 1191 code for a protein of 320 amino acids. Gene Ontology annotation, biological process: glycine biosynthetic process; L-threonine catabolic process. Lineage: Eukaryota; Fungi; Basidiomycota; Wallemiomycetes; Wallemiales; Wallemiaceae.
AAAAACCGCAUAAUGCCUAUACCUAUUGACAGCCUCACAACAACGACGGAUGAUUAUCUACAAAUACCACUUUCGAACUUGAAGAAAGCGCAAAUUAGAUCUUCCAGUGACUUCCGUAGUGAUGUCGUUACCGUACCAACGUCGGAAGUUUUAGAAGCCAUGGUUAAUGCCACAUUCUACGAUGAAAUUUAUGAAGGUGAUGCAACAGUAGCUCAACUAGAGCAAAAAAUGGCUACAAUGGCAGGUAAAGAGGCUGCACUUUGGGUUGUUUCUGGUACACAAGCUAAUCAAAUAAGUUUACGUACACAUCUACAUCAACCUCCUCACUCAGUUUUAUGUGAUCACAGGUCUCACAUUUAUUGUUGGGAGUCAGGCGCUAUAAGUGUUUUAUCACAAGCCCAAUCUACACCAGUUAUACCACGUAAUAAACACCAUCUCACUCUUGAAGAUGUUGCGAAUUCGAUGAUACCAGAUGGCAAUAUACAUUUUGCACCAACGAAAGUGAUCAGUUUGGAGAAUACCUUAAGUGGUACUAUCUUACCAUUAAAUGAAGUACAAAGGAUUAGACAAUUUGCUCUUAAUCACCCUAAUAAACCUAAAAUGCACUUGGAUGGUGCUAGAUUGUUUGAUGCUGUUAUUGCAGAAGGUGUAUCCUUAGUUGACUAUUGCGCAAAUUUCGAUAGUAUAAGUCUUUGUAUACAGAAAGGUACAGGUGCACCUGUCGGUUCAAUGAUCGUUGGUUCAAAGGAUUUCAUAAGUAGAGCCAAAUGGUAUAGGAAGAUGUUUGGUGGUGGUGCAAGACAACCAGGUAUGUUAGCAGCUGCUGGGAUAGCAGCUCUGGAUCAAGCCAUACCUUUAAUUCCAAUCACCCAACACAAAGCGCGAUUAGUUUCUGAAUAUUUCACUUCAGAACUUGGUUUACAGUUGAGCGUACCAACUGAAACAAACAUGGUCGUUAUAGAUUUAGAAGCUGCUGGUAUACCACCUCGAGUAUUUAGACAUAGAUUAUUACAAUUUGGUGUCAGAGUAUUUGAGCAAGGUAGGCUGGUAUUUCACAAUCAAAUAACGGAUCAAGGAGUUUCAGCUUUAUGUCAAGGAGUCAAAUCACUUGUAAUGGAUGCGAGAAUACCCAACAAACUCUCUCAACUGGAUCAGGAAAUUGAAGUUUCUCAAUUAAAUGGAUGUUUUUGAAAUGUAACAAAAAACACACUUCUUUCCUUCUUUUUAUAAAAAACCAACUUAUUGGAUAAUGAUUAACGAUUAAUUAUAUAUAUAUAUUUAUAUAUAUAUAUAUGGGACCAUAACAUUUUUU